Mustela erminea (ermine) is the source of this 2591-nucleotide messenger RNA. It is a transcript of the gene ADPGK, whose product is annotated as ADP dependent glucokinase. Lineage: Eukaryota; Metazoa; Chordata; Mammalia; Carnivora; Mustelidae. The record is from RefSeq and is a predicted model, not a curated record. Gene Ontology annotation, cellular component: endoplasmic reticulum. The transcript has 7 exons. Bases 87 to 1574 code for a protein of 495 amino acids. Gene Ontology annotation, biological process: glucose metabolic process. Gene Ontology annotation, molecular function: ADP-specific glucokinase activity.
GCGCGUGUCUACGGCGGCGCACGCCGAGACGGAAGAGGCGCGGGCCGGGAAAGGAGCGGGCCGGCGGCUGCGGCGCCUCUGUCCCCAUGGCGCUGUGGCGCGGCUCUGCGUAUGCCGGCUUCCUGGCGCUGGCGGUGGGCUGUGUCCUCCUGCUGGAGCCGCAGCUGCCCGGCUCGGCGCUUCGCUCGCUGUGGAGCUCGCUACAGCUGGCGCCCGCGCCCCCGGGACCCGGCUCCCCUGAGGGCCGCUUGGCGGCCGCCUGGGACGCGCUCAUCGUACGGCCGGCCCGGCGCUGGCGCCGCGUGGCCGUGGGAGUCAAUGCCUGUGUGGAUGUAGUGCUCUCAGGGGUGAAGCUCUUGCAGGCGCUUGGCCGGAGUCCUGGGAAUGGAAAAGAUCACACCAUUCUGCAUUCAAGGAAUGAUCUGGAAGAAGCUUUUGUUCACUUCAUGGGGAAGGGAGCCGCAGCUGAGCGCUUCUUCAGCGAUAAGGAAGCUUUCCAUGACAUUGCCCAGACUGCAUCAGAGCUCCCAGGAGCCCAGCACUAUGUAGGAGGAAAUGCAGCUUUAAUUGGACAGAAAUUUGCAGCCAACUCAGAUUUAAAGGUUCUUCUUUGCGGUCCAGUUGGUCCAAAGCUGCAUGAACUUCUUGAUGAUAAUGUAUUUGUUCCACCAGAGUCAUUGCAGGAAGUGGAUGAGUUCCACCUUAUUUUAGAAUAUCAAGCAGGGGAGGAGUGGGGCCGGUUAAAAGCUCCCCAUGCCAACCGAUUCAUCUUCUCCCACGACCUCUCCAACGGGGCCAUGAAUAUGCUGGAGGUGUUUGUGUCUAGCCUGGAGGAGUUUCAGCCAGACCUGGUGGUCCUCUCUGGAUUGCACAUGAUGGAGGGACAAAGCAAGGAGCUCCAGAGGAAGAGGCUCUUGGAGGUCGUUAGCUCCAUUUCUGACAUCCCUACUGGUAUUCCCAUCCACCUCGAGCUGGCCAGUAUGACCAACAAGGAGCUCAUGAGGAGCAUCGUGCAUCAGCAGGUCUUUCCUGCGGUGACUUCUCUUGGCCUGAACGAACAGGAGCUGCUGUUCCUCAGCCAGGCGGCAUCUGGCCCUCACUCCUCUCUGUCUUCAUGGAAUGGCAUCCCCGACGUGGGCAUGGUCAGUGACAUCCUCUUUUGGAUCUUGAAGGAACACGGGAGGAGUAAAAGCAGAGCCUCGGACCUCACCAGGAUCCAUUUCCACACGCUAGUCUACCACAUCCUGGCGACUGUUGAUGGACACUGGGCCAAUCAGCUGGCGGCUGUGGCCGCGGGCGCUCGCGUGGCUGGGACACAGGCCUGUGCGACAGACACCAUCGAUGCCAGUCGAGUGUCCCUGCGGGCACCCCGUGAGUUCAUGACCUCCCAUUCGGAGGCGGGCUCGAGGAUCGUAAUAAACCCCAACGAGCCAGUAGCCAAGUGGCACAGGGAGGGCGUAUCCUUCCACUUCACACCAGUGCUGGUGUGUAAAGAUCCCAUUCGAACAGUGGGCCUUGGAGAUGCCAUUUCCGCCGAAGGCCUCUUCUACUCAGAAGUCCGCCCGCACUCCUAGGAAGGUGGCUGUGGGUAAUUUUUCCGAAGGAGAGCUACCCAGUUUAAAUUACAGGAAACAUAGGAUGGAGGGGUGUCCAAACAGUUUCUAGAUCUAAUUGAAGGAUAGAUAGCCAAAGAAACAACAGAUUCAACUGUAUCAGAUACAUUCCAGCCUGUUGACGAUUACACAGAAACAUUUCAGGUUUUAAUCAGAAUUUAGCUAUCUACUAACGAGACUGGAUUUGGGGAGUUUUUUAUGUUGUGUGUUACAGGGGUAAAACUUGAUUGCCAUGUCCCCAUUUUGUGCAGCGUUGUCAAUUAUUUCAGGCCAGACUCCAUUCUGGAGAGCGUGUCCGCUGAAGAAAGCACUUCCCCAGGGGCCCAGGCUCUCCUGGGCUCCCGGCCCCUGUGGAGCCCAGCACGAGGGUCUCGUGUUCUCUCCCCACUCCGUGCUCAUGGGCAGGAUCACGAUUUCCAUUCAGUGUUACAACGAAAAUGUUUAAUGAGCACACCUUCGUAGUCUUCUGCUCUCAAAGUGCAGACAGAGCCCCAAGUCAGGACAGAACAGUCGUCCCUGUGGCUUCAUAGUUGCAGCUGAGGCUCCGUGCCGCCUUUGAGGAAGGCCUUCAUUUUCUGCCUUUGCUCAGAAUCCUGGCUCGCCUGUGGGGUGGCCUUGGGGACUGCCAGCCUCUGCCUUCUGCCCUCCCCUGGGGUUGUAGGCUGGUCCAGAGCCCACCGUGCCUGGGCCCAGUCUCAGCCCCCAGCUCUGGAUACACUUUCCACAGUGGAAGACUGAUCUUUGUUCGUUCUGAUCGUUGAAGGAAUUUGCUUUUACAACUGGAAUAUGCUUCUGCGUGUGUAACAGAUCAUGUCUGUGUUACAUUGACACGCCACAUCCAUUAAAAAGUUUUACCUCAUCCGAGCCCCAGAAUCAUGAAUAAAUCUGUCAUGUUAUGUAUUUAUUUUUUUAUAAGUCAAGGAGACUUCCAUGUGCUUUUAAAUAUAUUAAAAACGAUUUACAUUUCAGGAAUCCUAA